AUGACUAUCCAAGGGAAGAAAACCAUCACAGUCUUUGGUGGAACUGGAAACCAGGGCAGUAGUGUAGUGCGGUCCUUGUUGGCACACAAGGAUAGAAUCUUCCAUGUUCGUGUCAUCACAAGAGACACAAAAUCGGAAAAAUCCCAAGUCAUUGCAUCACUAGGAGCGGAGCUAGUUCAGGCUGAAGGUCUUAAUUCUGUGCAAGUUGCCAGUGCAUUUGCUGACAGUUGGGGAGCGUUUAUCAACACCAACUCAGAUGACGAGUCGUUGAAGUCCCUAGAUGGCCCUAGCGACUAUGACCUUGCAGUCUCCGUAAUUGAUGCAGCUAAGGAAGCAGGUGUCAAACAUGUGGUCUUCAGCUCUGGACCAUCUAUCACCAAUGCAACCAAUGGAAGAAUGCACAUUGAAGGAUUUGAGACCAAAUAUUAUGCAGAGCAAUAUGGGCGUAAGAAAGGUUUUGCCAGCUUCACACCACUUCUCUGUGCCUCUUUCAUGGAAUGCUUCUUCUAUGAUCCAUUUGUAGAUGCAUUUGGCGGUUUCCCUUGGAUUCCCGAUCCGACAACCAGUGAACUGGUGUUUCGAACUCCAUCAUAUGGAGGCAAGGGCGAUAUGCCUUGGAUCAGUUGUGAAAACGAUCUUGGUGAUGUUGUCCAUGGCAUCUUCUUGGAUCCAAACACCUACAAUCAAGUGCUUGUUCAAGCAACCGGGCAGCAACUCACCAUGCGUGAAUUGGUAGCUUCUUACACCCAAGCGACGGGGAUUCCAGCUCGAUAUGAAGAGUUGCCUUCCUGGUCAAGCAUAAAGCUAAAUGGAACAAGAUGCCGAGUUGAAACCCGUCUCAUGUUCUGGUAUAUGAAGGACUGUGGUGGGCGCUGGUUCGCAGAGCAUGAAAGUGACAUGUCAACCUCUGUCGUGUUGAAGAAGGUCGCAAUGGCAGCUCGGGGUCAAGAAGGAAGCUUCUCGACUUUCACGAGCUGGUUUAAGCAGGCCCAUGCACUGAAAGCCCAGAGUGCUUGA
Messenger RNA from Penicillium malachiteum, 1017 nucleotides. RefSeq names its product NmrA/HSCARG family protein. Bases 1 to 1017 code for a protein of 338 amino acids. The transcript is spliced from 5 exons. NCBI's taxonomy places the organism in Eukaryota, Fungi, Ascomycota, Eurotiomycetes, Eurotiales, Aspergillaceae. The record is from RefSeq and is a predicted model, not a curated record.